CUUCCCUUUUUUUUUCCCAUUGCUUCUUCGUCUUGGUUUAGACAGAAACGGUACGUGUUCUAGGGGAAAAGGAUGAGGGAAAGAGCAGUCAAAGCUUCCGCCUGCGUUUCCUUCGUCCUUCUCUGUUUGCUUGUGGGUUGCCAUGGCGUCGACAGAAGCCAGUUCCCUCCAUCAUUCUUGUUCGGAACCACCACCUCUUCUUUUCAGAUUGAAGGAGCCUACUUGACCGGAAAUAAAAGUUUGAGCAAUUGGGAUGUAUACACACACAUCCCAGGGAAGGUAGAAGAUGGAAGCAAUGCCGAUGUAGCCGAUGAUCAUUAUCACCUAUUCAUGGAAGAUGUGGAGUCGAUGGAGGACCUUGGAGUGAAUUCAUACAGAUUUUCCAUAUCUUGGUCUAGAGUCCUCCCCCAAGGAAGAUAUGGUGAGACAAACCCCGAUGGUAUUAAUUUCUAUAACAACCUCAUUGAUGCCCUUUUGCAGAAAGGUAUCGAGCCAUUUGUUACCCUGAAUCACUAUGAACAUCCUCAAGUUCUCGAAGAUCGCUACGGCUCUUGGCUGAGUUCCGAAAUACAGCUAGAUUUCGCACACUUUGCAGAGGUCUGCUUUGAAGCGUUUGGUGACAGAGUAAAGUAUUGGACGACGAUUAAUGAGCCGAAUAUGUUCACAUACUAUGCUUAUUUCGAGGGUACAUACCCUCCGGGCCAUUGUUCUUAUCCGGUAGGCAAUUGCUCUACCGGAGACUCGUUCAUGGAACCCUACAUUGCCACUCAUAACGUAGUGUUGUCUCAUGCGGCUGCAGUCGAAAUAUACAGAAAUAAGUAUCAGGCAAAACAAGGAGGUAUGAUAGGGAUUGUAAUAUCUGCGCCGUAUUACGUGCCCCUCACCAACACUCCAGCUGACAAACUGGCGGCCGAACGGGCUUUAGCUUUCCAGAUUGCAUGGUUCCUCGACCCCAUCAUGUAUGGUGAUUACCCUCCUGAGAUGCAUCAGAUUAUUGGCGCAAGACUGCCUGUAUUUUCAGCAGAAGAAAGGAAGAAGCUGUCGAAUAAAUUGGAUUUUAUUGGAAUAAACCAAUACACAGCUGCUUAUGCUAAGGAUUGUAUGUUCUCUCCUUGCACUUCUGCUUAUUCUCUUGGGGAAUCGAUGGUUUAUGUCACCGGAGAAAAAGACGGGACUCUUAUCGGAGACACGACUGCAGUGUCCUAUUUUUACGUUGUUCCAAGUGCGUUGGAGAUGGCUGUGAUGUACGUCAAGGAAAGAUACAACAACACCCCUAUGUUCAUCACGGAAAAUGGAUAUGCUCAAUCGAAUGCUCCCAUUGCCGAUUCACUUAACGACACGAAAAGGGUCGAGUACUUUAAGAGCUACCUGUCGGCUCUAGUCAAUGCAAUGAGAAAAGGAGCCGACGUGCGAGGAUACUUCAUAUGGUCCCUACUGGACAACUUCGAAUGGCUGGAUGGCUACACGAUCCGUUUCGGGCUCUACCACGUCGACUUCGACACGCUGAAGAGGACGCCGAGGCAAUCGGCCAAGUGGUACAAGAAUUUCCUCGCGGAUUCGAAUUCGACAACAGAGUCAAAGCGACACAAGUAUCGGCACAACAUGUUCAUGCCGCUCUGAAGAGAAAGCCUUCUUUAUCAGUUCUUUGUACACCUGAUUCACUUCACUAACAAGCCGAAAUAUCCAACACAUACAAAAAAUAAAACAAAAUUCAAGGGUCUAAGUUCAUCCAUCUUAGCUAGGAGGGGAUGCAAUGAUUCUAUUAUUAUAAUUAUUAUAGCCAUUAUUUGUUUAAUUUUGUGUAGAUGGGCAAUCAGAAUUUGCUAAUAGCUCUAUUUAUAUUCUGAUUCUUUGUAUUAUGCUUAAAUUCAUGGGUUGAAAUCAAAUAUCCCAGGAGCUCUCUUCUCUCAAUCUAAUUCUAGAUUUGAGAGUUUGAACUAUCAUGAUCUAAUUUUAAAUUUGCGGGUCAUUCUCUCCUAA
Molecule: messenger RNA, 1980 nt
Organism: Eucalyptus grandis
Lineage: Eukaryota; Viridiplantae; Streptophyta; Magnoliopsida; Myrtales; Myrtaceae
Product: beta-glucosidase 18
Exons: 12
Coding region: 73-1620 (515 amino acids)
Biological process (GO): carbohydrate metabolic process
Molecular function (GO): beta-glucosidase activity
Source: RefSeq, a predicted model, not a curated record